GUGCAGAGCACCAUCUCAGCAGAAAUUUUGGGCGGAUUAGCACGGAUGAUUAUUGCAACACUUGGAGGACCCAAAGGGUGCCAGCGUCAUCUCGAGCGGAUGAUGAAGUUGGUGGAGCCCUUCAUGCAUCCGUCAAAUGAAAGCAGCCACACAUUGCUCGUACUGGUGUUUCUUCAAAACCUUCUGCAAGAGAUGGUCAACCGAUACAAGGAAGAAAGAGUAAAAAAGAACAAGAGAAAGGUUCCGCAGACGUAUUACUUGACAGACGAUGAUAUUGCGAAAUUCACAGAUACUAUACUGCCUUCACUACUUUAUGCACUGUAUGCAAAAGAUAGUGCGACGUCUAAAACUCCACCCAAAUUAGUGAUGAUACUGUGCGCGUUAUGUCCCGGCAGGGUACUCCCGAAAGUGUUGGAACACAUAUACUCUGCCAUUUUUGCUGUUGACGAACCCCACCGUUUGACACAAACUCUGAACUGCUUGUUUGAGUUGGUAUUCCUCAUUGCUGAAGACAGUAGUUCGAGCCCACAACGGAGCCCAGUAGAGAAGAACUGGAUAUGGAAAAUGGAAGAGAUCCGAUCACCAAAUUCACCCGUCGAGAAAUAUUCUCUCAGCAAGCUUAACCGAGGCUUAGAAUUCAACAUUGAAGACUACAUAAAAACGUAUCGGUGUCACCUGUUUUACAUUUUAGAAAUGCUGAUAGAAGCUAUAGACAUCAACGAUGUCAACAAAGCAAAUAUUGCUAUUCAGAACAUCACUUUGAUCUUUUACGUGCUUCCAAUACUCGAUUACUCCGACUGUAUCAAAUAUCACGAUCUGACGGAAGACGAAAAAGCUCUCUGUAAACUGUCGGCCAGGCUUCCAAUACUUGCUGAAAUGGCGUUAGACAGAAUGCUCAAUAUUAUUCAAUGCCUAUCGGUGACAGCGCCAAAGGAUUCUUCUUCCGUGAUAGGAAGCUUCAAGGAUCUUGCUACAAAGGAGGGAAGUGAAGAAAAAGUUCUUAAAAAGGCAAUUGAUCGUUGCGUAGCCGCAAUCUUCAAGAACGCGGAUGACCCCAUUACUUCGGAGUUGCCAUCAAUCUGGAUUUCCUUUGCUGAACAUGUACUUCGAAACCUGAGGAUCGUCUUAACACCAGACGUUAUGCAAGCCGAAGAUCUAGAUGUGUCAGCGUCGUGGUUCGUUUCUCUUGCAUCAUCACUAUUAUCAACGACUAGCGAGAACUAUAUUCAAUACAAGGACAUUUGCUUUGAGAUGAUUGAUCUGCUUGUGAAAUGCAAGAGCAAAGUGGCAUACAUCAGUGGAGCGCAGGGAUUGUGGAACAGUCUAUAUAGGCUUUCUCGAGUAUAUCCGGAAAGCUCCCGGUACAUGGCACUGAAAUUGAAUAGGCCAUUGAAGGAAUGGGUACCUAUUCGGAGUGAGUUGCUGACCGCCACGGAAGAACAAAAUGAAAUCUUUGCAUAUUUGACUGAUCCGAUCAAAAGGGAGCUCCCGGCGUAUGUCUACGGAGCAAUGGCAUAUGUCUGUCACAUGGUACGUCUCGCUGCACAAACAGAAUUAUUUCUUGUCUUUGCCGAGUACACCAUCUCGCGGGAAGCUAUAGUGGACAGCAUUAUUUCAGUGCUAGCAGACAAGAAUUCGACCAAAGAGAAGAUUAAAGGAGCAUUGAUAGUUAUUUGGAAGUCUAAGCUAGCUAUCAAUUCGACCACCCAGACAAGGAUUAAAAUUUGGCAAGCGCUCCUCGAAAUGAAGGAAUGCAAGCAGUUGAUGGCUUACUGCGAUGAGAUGUUUGAAAAGCUACACAAAACAGGCGAAUGGGUGAAGUUCAAUUCCAAAGAUUAUGUUGAGAUGACGUUCAAGAAGAAGGCAGAAAGGAAAAAGGAAAAUAAAAGGCAGCAGGAAUUGUUGGUCAACAUGCUGCUGAACCAAUUUGGAAGGAAAGAUUUACUGCACACGCGGCUCAAGCUAUGCCGAACCAUGUUGUGGCGAUGUCAGAUGGAUGAAGCAGGUCUGGAAACCAUAAAGAUUCUACUCUCUAAACUAACCGACGAGGAGCAGCUUUGUCGUGAGAAAAGUGCAGAAGAGUUGGCUUAUUGGUUGAAGAAAAAUAAAGUCCGUACGGUGCGAAUGGAUUGGAAGUGUCCGAAAAAUGUACAAGGAAAAAUCCCGUUGAGGUGUGGGAUUCGUCCGGACAACAUGGGUUUGGCUUAUGAUUCAGAAAAUUUACCUAAUACGGAGGAAAAAUGGAACAACACGGUGUUUUUCUCAAAGCAGUUCGGCUGCUACAAAUGGCCAGAGUCAAUAAGUGUUGUUGUGUUCGCCAAGCAACCACAAAUUAAACGGCCGGAAUUGAACGAGUGCGAAAAAGCGAUUGUAGCAACUUUCGAAGAUUCGCAGAUGUUCUGUUCAUGGAUCAAACUGCUUCUGAUUGAGAAAAAAGAUCUGCCAGAACUCAAAGAAAGCACAGUAUGGAUAGUCAAACGAGCGCAUCAAAGACUUGCCGCCGAAAUUUUCGGCGGAAUAGCGAUGGGAACGAAGUAUCGUGGAUUCAAAGUACUAAACGACUUGUGGACAAAAUUGUCUCAUGCUGUGGAUCUCAUGUAUGAUUAUAUGAACGCCGAUGCUUACAAUUCAUGGAGUGUCGUAUUAACUCAAGUCCUUCAUCGCGAUGAUACAAGACGGUACUGGUGGCUAAUAGAGGAGUUUCUAAAAGGAAUGAAUCGUCGUGCACCAACUGCGUGGCACCGAGCCAUCCGUCUUCUUGCAUUAACGGCAGAUCAAUGGCGAGAAGUAGAAACUCGUCGAAGAAUUUGUGAAAUUGCAUGGCGUAAGCUUCCGAAGGCUAAAAUAGAAACACAACGUGUAGCAAUAUCCAUAGCGUUAAAGAAUAUAUGUGUCUUAUUGGAUGCAAAUAUGAACAACAACUUCAAAGACCUUCCCAAACGUUUCAAUCUCGAAUCUGUUGACUACUGGCUGCAACGUUUCGAGAAUAAUCUGGGUGAAUCGGCAAGCACCAAGUCGGGUCAGAGCAGCGCGCAAGCUUCAGAGACGAGUUUGACACAGGUCAACCCCCCUGGAGUCUCUCUAAGCGAGGUGAUCGGGAAAUUAGAGGCUGUUGCAUCAGCGACUACUGUAGUUGAUAAGUCCCAAAUCUAUUUGCGGACACUUUUGGAGUUUCUAUUGCAAUACUACGAAAACUGUAUAACUUGUCUUACACCUAGUAUUAUAUCUCUGUUCCCAGUGUUACUCGAGUACGCGAACGAAGAUGAUGCAGAAUAUGUAUUGAGCGGUUCUCUCAAAGAUAUGGAUAUAAAGUUGAGCGCUAAUACUCUCAUACAUGACUACAUGUCCAGCUUAUUACUUACGCCGAAGUUUGCAGAUUCUUUUUUGAAUGUUGUCACACAAAUGGAAGUCCGCAUGGAAGCAUCUCGGGCCAUGCUAACUCUUAUCCUCUGUGAUUACAUGAAACUUGAUAAAGAGCUCACGAAUUAUUUGAAUGGUCUGAUGAAAAGCAAGAGCACUGCGGCACUGCAUGGAGCAAUACUGGGGAUGGCGGCUGUAGUACGAGCUCAUCCUUUCUCGACACCGCCUGCAGUAAAGCCUGUGUUGCGGGCAUUGUGCGGUGUUACCAGCCACAGUGCAGAGCUUCAGGUCUAUUAA
Molecule: messenger RNA, 3657 nt
Organism: Haemonchus placei
Lineage: Eukaryota; Metazoa; Nematoda; Chromadorea; Rhabditida; Trichostrongylidae
Source: the annotation of a GenBank genome assembly